Cooperia oncophora is the source of this 285-nucleotide messenger RNA. NCBI's taxonomy places the organism in Eukaryota, Metazoa, Nematoda, Chromadorea, Rhabditida, Trichostrongylidae. The record is from the annotation of a GenBank genome assembly.
AUGGAUCUUAACCACGACGGAACUAUCGACACCAUGGAAGCGGCUACCGCAAGAAAAGAGCACGGCGCUGGGGUUAUCGAUAGCGUCCUGGCCGUUGCUGACGUAAAUGGCGAUGGACAACUCACGUUUGAAGAAUUCAAAGCUGAGCUGAACUACAACAAGCCAAAGAGUAGAAAGGAGACCAACAAGGAGAUGGCCUACCAAGUACUAAACUACAUUGAUCAGAACAGGGAUGGUAAACUAUCUGCACAAGAAAUUCGCGAGUUUGCUUCGGCGUACAAUAAG